AUGCUUGCGCUUGCUGCGCUUUUCACUUCUACUUGUCUUGGCUUCUUCCCUCAGUGCUCUCCCCACUUCUCUGCGCCCCCUUCACUUCCCCGUUUUCUCCCCCUUCUCCUCCCUUUUCUCUCUCUGUCCCGAUCUGCCCCCUUCUCGUCCCAGCAGGUCGCUCACACGGGAGUGGCAGUGGUGGGGGACAUGGAGUGCACAGGCAGCAGCUGCUCUUCAUCCAACUCACCUACAGCUAACAGUCCAUUCAUGCACGCAUCAUGCUUGCGCUUGCUGCACUCUUCACUUUCACUUGUCUUGGCUUCUUUCCUCACUGCUCUCCCCACUCCUCUUCGCCCCCUUCACUUCCCCGUUUUCUUCCCCCCCUCCUCCCUUCCUCUCUCUGUCCCAACCGGCCCUCUCCCGUCCCAGCAGGUCGCUCACACGGGAGUGGCAGUGGUGGGAGGGGAGGCGGGCAGAACUCCACUUGGAUGGGAUGGGAUGGGAGAGUGUCGGGAUUGGGUCGUCUGA
Molecule: messenger RNA, 510 nt
Organism: Closterium sp. NIES-65
Lineage: Eukaryota; Viridiplantae; Streptophyta; Zygnematophyceae; Desmidiales; Closteriaceae
Source: the annotation of a GenBank genome assembly